AUAAUGGCCAACAGCCCGAAGAGAACAUCCCUCCAAAAGCCAGGCCUGAGUCAUGUGUCUCAUACCCGGGAGCCUUUCCUGAAGAUGAUCCAUGCCAGAGAAUCCUUCCCAACCUAUCAGACUUGGACUCAGCGUGAGUUCCUCCUCCCCAAAGAGACCAGGGAGUUCCCGGGCUUCACCAUGCAAGGCUACCACAAGCUGGCCCUGAAGCAGCCACCAUGCACAGAGUUGAAGUCUAAGGUGCGUCGCCAGGUACUCUGUCCUUGGAAGGAUGCAGCUGAGCACACCUGGGGCUUUCACACAUGGCUGGAUGUGGGACGUUUGCCUGCUACCUUCCCCACCAGACCAGACGUACCCUAUGAUAGCAAUGUCUGGCGCUAUUUGACUCACUCCAAUGCCCACCGCCUCCCUGCUGCACAGCCUGGCAUCCCUCCUCCUUCCUGGAUGGGCCCACACAGCUUCCUAACCUUCCUCAGUGCUACCCCCAUCUUCGUGGACAUCAACAGAAAGAAGCAGAUCAUUGUGAGAACAGUGAAGGAGCUGAAGGAAGUGGAGAAACUCAAGCUGAGGAGUGAACUAAGGGUCCCUCCACUCGAUGCCCAUGGCAAUAUCCUACCUCCACCAAACUUCAAGAAGUCCCAGUACAUAUCUACUGGUGGAAGGCUUGUGCCUUGUGGCCUCCAGUUCCUACCCAACCCAAUUCCCAGUGAUUGCUGCAAGAACUGGCCCUGCCCAAAUCUUCAGCCUCAUUACCAGGAGAAGGCCCUGAAACUGGCUCGGCAGCCCACUGUGCCCCUGAGCGAAGACCUUGUGAAGGAUUACCAAACCCUGAUUAAAGACCGGCUUGCCAUACCCGUCCACUACCUAUCCAAGGCAGGACCUGCUAAAACAUCAGAGGGGAGGAGGAAAAGGAGACCUGGAUAUGUCUAAAGGAGACCAUAGUGGGCCUUAGGGUUUGCAGCCUAGCCUUCUUCAGUAAGGGACCACAGGAGACUGAUGACUCUGGGCCUACAGAAUAACCUUUCGUCCAGCCUCAAGCCACCUCUGUAUCAAGCUUCUGGAGACAUUACUG
This is a messenger RNA of Grammomys surdaster, 1072 nucleotides long. RefSeq names its product testis expressed 52 (gene Tex52). Lineage: Eukaryota; Metazoa; Chordata; Mammalia; Rodentia; Muridae. The record is from RefSeq and is a predicted model, not a curated record. Bases 4 to 930 code for a protein of 308 amino acids. The transcript is spliced from 3 exons.